GUAGAAUACAUUAUAGCAGGACAAACACAAGGUGACAUGUUGCUUCCAGUGCCCGAAGGAGCUUUUGCUGUUAGGCUUGUGGAAGACGCAUCAAUCAAGACCAAAGUCGUGAAUGUGACUAAGGGAACUUUCAACUCUCCAUCCUUCCACUUUGCUAGGACACCAAAAUUGCUUACAACAGAACGGUUCUUCAAAGUGAGUUUCUUAAGGAGGAAGGACGAACAUAAAUUUGAUUUUAACAGGUUUCCGUCACGUAUUUGGCAUUUCAAGUGGAAGAUUGCUUUAGAUGGAUGUAAAUGGACUUGCAUGAGCGUUAAAAGACAUAUUUGGGUUCUUUUCCUCGUGUCUGCGUAAUUGUAAACGGAGUGAGGAAUAACUUUUAACUUUGUGUUCUACAUAUUGCCAUAGUUCAUUCCGGGGUUGUUCACACCCCUUAUUAAGAGACUUAGUUUUCCUACUUGACAA
Lycium ferocissimum is the source of this 465-nucleotide messenger RNA. RefSeq lists its product as uncharacterized. The transcript is spliced from 3 exons. The record is from RefSeq and is a predicted model, not a curated record. Lineage: Eukaryota; Viridiplantae; Streptophyta; Magnoliopsida; Solanales; Solanaceae. Bases 37 to 354 code for a protein of 105 amino acids.